This is a messenger RNA of Passer domesticus (house sparrow), 2355 nucleotides long. It is a transcript of the gene REN, whose product is annotated as renin. The transcript is spliced from 8 exons. The record is from RefSeq and is a predicted model, not a curated record. NCBI's taxonomy places the organism in Eukaryota, Metazoa, Chordata, Aves, Passeriformes, Passeridae. Gene Ontology annotation, molecular function: aspartic-type endopeptidase activity. Bases 103 to 1212 code for a protein of 369 amino acids. Gene Ontology annotation, biological process: angiotensin maturation.
GCUCCCGAGGCCGGGAAUGCCGCUGGAAGCUGCCGGGGGGCUGAGGGGGAUCCCCCGGUGCCCCCCAGCUCUGCCGUGCCCCCCAGGAUCGCCCUGCGGAGGAUGCCCUCCAUCCGCCAGACGCUGCAGGAGAUGGGCGUGAAGGUGCGGGACGUGUUCCCCGAGCUGCGCCGCGCCACCCGCGCGGGAGGGGACGGUCCCCGCAACGGGACAGCCCCCACGCUGCUCACCAACUACCUGGAUACCCAAUAUUUCGGCGAGAUCAGCAUCGGGACCCCCGCGCAGACCUUCAAGGUGGUCUUUGACACGGGCUCGGCCAACCUGUGGGUGCCGUCCUACAAGUGCUCCCCCCUCUACAGCGCCUGUGUGUCCCACAGCCGCUACGACUCCUCCAAGUCGCGCACGUACAUCGCCAACGGCACCGGCUUCGCCAUCCGCUACGGCACCGGCAGCGUCAAGGGCGUGCUCAGCCAGGACAUCGUCAUGGUGUCGGACAUCCCGAUCAUCCAGGUGUUCGCCGAGGCCACGGCGCUGCCCGCCUUCCCCUUCAUCUUCGCCCGCUUCGACGGCGUGCUGGGCAUGGGCUACCCCAGCCAGGCCGUGGACGGCAUCACGCCCGUCUUCGACCGCAUCCUGGCGCAGCACAUCCUCCAGGAGGACGCCUUCUCCGUCUACUACAGCCGGAAUGCUCCCCUGAAGGCCGGCGGGGAAAUCAUCCUGGGCGGCAGCGACCCAGCCCAUUACAGCGGCGACUUCCACUACGUGAACGUCAGCAGGAGCGGCUUCUGGCAGAUCCGCAUGAAGGGGGUGUCCGUGGGGGCCGAGACCCUGUUCUGCAGGGAAGGCUGCUCGGUGGCCGUGGACACGGGCGCCUCCUACAUCACGGGCCCCGCCGGCCCCGUGUCCGUGCUCAUGAAAGCCAUUGGGGCCACCGAGGCGGCCGAAGGCGAGUACGUGGUGGACUGCGAGCAGGUGCCCCAGCUGCCCAACAUCUCCUUCCACCUGGGAGGGAAGGUGUACGGCCUCAGCGGCCCGGCCUACGUGCUGCGGCAAUCGCAGUACGGCGAGGACGUGUGCGUGGUGGCUUUCUCCGGGCUGGACAUCCCCCCUCCGGCCGGUCCCCUCUGGAUCCUGGGCGCCACCUUCAUCGGUCACUACUACACCAAGUUCGACCGGCGCCACAACCGCAUCGGCUUCGCCACGGCCCGCUGAGCCCCGGGGGCCGGGGGGGCUGCGGGGAACCGGCCCGGGGGCUGCAGCAGCCCCGGCAAGCAGCGAGAGAGCAGCAGCGAGAGAGCAGCAGCGAGAGAGCAGCAGAGAGAGAGCAGCAGCUGCCCCGCAGCUCUGCCGCCCCCUCCUCCCCAAAGGCCCCCGCACCCCGCGCUGCUCCCGGGAGCCGAGCCCGGAGCGAUCCCAGCGGGAUCCCGCGGCCGGAGCGGCCCCUCCGGGCUCUUUCUGGGCCAUGUGCGAUGGAGGGCAGGAGCAGCGCACCGGGAUUUGCUGCGGGGGCGGCUGAGGGGCGCUCUGGGACUGUUCCUGUUGUUCCUAAAUCGGGGGCAAUAAUCGGUGUUUGAGGAUGGUUGGAGCCGGUGUCAGCCCUGCUUUUCUCUUUGAGUUUGAUAUUAAACAAUUUAAAGCACCAGGAGGAUGAGUGGAGGGUUGGUCUUGCAGACUGAGAGGGUCAGACACCUUUAUUGAGGGAACUGGGCCACAAAUGUCCCUGGGCCAGGAGCCACCUCCUCAUUUGUGCCACUUCCACCCCCUAAGGGUGCAACGCCCUCGCCAGCCCCGGCGGGCAAAUCAAGGGCUCUGCAAAGCUCUUCCUGCAGCUGGGAUGGUGCCAGGAGCUCUGCGUGUCCCCCUGGGGACAGGGCCACCCUGGGUGUCCCCUUGGGGACAGGGACACGGCUGUGCCUCAGCUCUGCCGUGGCACCCGGGGAGGGGACAGUGCCAGCGGGUCUGUGUCACACAGGACGGUGGCUCCUGUCCCAGGGUCUGUUUCCAGGAAAAAGCAGAGGUUUUCCUCUGCCCUGGCUGUGGGGAUGCCCCUGGAGGUGCCCCCUGUGCCAGCUGGCCUGGAGGGAGGGGCAGGGCAGUGCUCCCAGCUGGGGGGACAUUCCCAGUUCCAGCCGUGGAUCCCCAGCCAGGGGAACGCGGGCUGGACUCCAGUCUGACCAGUUCAGGGGAGUGGGGAAGCUGCUCCUGGGGCAGGGCCUGGAGCGAGUCAGGAUCUCACCACGGAGGAGCAGCCGCUGGCAGGAGCAACUCACCCUCAGAGCUGCAGAGCUGAGCAAUUCCCAGCGCUCAGGAACACCAGAACUGACAAUUCCAGCACGGAGGAACCCCAGAGCUGAC